AUGGAUCAAAAUCUUCAUUUAAGUGCUACUGCAUCAGCUUCUACUCCUGUCACAAUUGAUUCUGCCACUACUGUUAAUGUGGAUACUAACCCAUCUAAUGUUAUGGAGAAGGAUAAGAAUGAGAUGGAGAAGCAGAAAGAGAGUGGGAAGGGGAAGAAAGAUAGUUGUGUAGAUGUAGAACUUUCAAAACGUAAGCGUCGUAAAAUUACGUCUGAAGUUUGGAGUGAUUUUGAAAGGACAGUUCAUGGGGAUAGGGUGACAGCCACAUUAGAUAAUGCAUCCACCAAUGAUGUUAUGAUCAGUCAUCUAAGGGAAUGGAUUGGUCGUAAAGGAGCUCUAUUGCAUAAUGGUGAGAUAUUUCAUGUCCGUUGUACCUCACAUAUUUUAAAUCUUAUUGUUCAUGAUGGGUUGGUGGAAUUUAGAGAUGCAUUAGCAAAGAUUCGAGACAUGGUUAAGUGGAUAAAUGCAUCACCAUCUAGAUCUGAAAAAUGGGGAAAUGCAUUGGCUCAAUGCAAGUUGUUCAACAAAAAAGGUGUCUCUUUGGAUGUUCCAACCAGGUGGAAUUCCACUUUUGAAAUGCUUCACAAUGCUUUGGAGGUGAGAGCAGCAUUUGAACGUUUAGCAGAAUUAGAUAAUAAUUUCAAGACAUUACCAACAGAAGAGGAAUGGGAGAAAUGUUCAAAAAUUGAGCAAUGCUUAGAAGUUUUUUAUGAUGCCACAAAACACAUUUCAGGUACCAAGUAUCCCACUGCAAACUUUUUUUUUAAGGAUGUCAGUGAGAUUCAUCAAAAUCUGCUUGAAUGGGAAAAAAGCAUAGAUACUUGUAUUAGUUCUAUGGCUUUUAAAAUGAGAUUAAAAUUUGACAAGUAUUGGAAGAACAUUAGUUUAUUUAUGGCACUUGGGGUUAUUUUUUAUCCUCGCUACAAGAUGGAACUUAUUGUCUUUGUUAUGAAUAAGAUUUAUGGGGACAAUGCUAAUUAUUAUUUUACAAAAAUCCAAUUUGAUGUGGGUGAUAUUUAUUCUGAGUAUGCUAGUACAUAUGAUGAUUCUUGUCCAACUGUAUCUGGAGAUGCCUCUGAUCGUGUUGGUGGCAAUGAGAAGAACUCUUUGCAUGAAAUUCCUAAGAGAGAUAAAACAAAUAUUAGUGGAGAGUUCAAGAUAUGGACACAAAAUAUAAGGAAAGGUCAAAAAUGA
Telopea speciosissima is the source of this 1194-nucleotide messenger RNA. RefSeq names its product zinc finger BED domain-containing protein RICESLEEPER 2-like. The transcript is spliced from 3 exons. The coding region runs from base 1 to 1194 and encodes 397 amino acids. NCBI's taxonomy places the organism in Eukaryota, Viridiplantae, Streptophyta, Magnoliopsida, Proteales, Proteaceae. The record is from RefSeq and is a predicted model, not a curated record. Gene Ontology annotation, molecular function: DNA binding.